Messenger RNA from Candidula unifasciata, 1293 nucleotides. The record is from the annotation of a GenBank genome assembly. NCBI's taxonomy places the organism in Eukaryota, Metazoa, Mollusca, Gastropoda, Stylommatophora, Geomitridae.
AUGGCUUCACAGAUUCCUACUCAUCACGUAAAACAGAAUGUGUGUGCAACAAGACCACCAUAUCGAGAUGGAAGGCAGCCGAAAGCAGUGAAGGUUUACACAGUCAACAAUGAAUCCAGCUACAUACUGAUACAAGGAGUGCCUAGUGUUGGUGCCACACAAGAACUGCACAAACUGUGUUCAAACUUUGGAUUGGUCGACAAGUUUAAUGCACUGGAUGAUUAUCCAAGUGAGGACAAGUAUAGUGAAGUGUACCUUGUCAGAUACAAGAAAAUACAGUCUGCUCGAUUUGCUAAAAGAAAGCUGGAUGACCAUUCAUUUUUUGGUGGGGCUCUCCAUGUGUGCUAUGCUCCAGAGUAUGAAUCCGUGGCAGAGACUCGAGAAAAAUUGCAGGAGCGGCAGAGAGUUGUAGCAGCAAAGAUCAGACAGCAUGAAUCCAUCAAUGCUUAUAAACUACAUUAUCUAUUCAAUUUAGCUGCGAAUGCCGGAAGACCACCACCAUUGGCAGCUGAAACUCAGGUUUCACAGUGGCCGACGAAUGUCAGUUUGAAGAAUACUUCACAUCAUAUGCCUACUGCACAGGAACCAAAACAGCUUGAAGGACAACACUUACAUUUGGAAUCCUCAGUUGUUCAUUCUACUCCAGGAAAAUUUGACUUUGUACCAGAAACUAGUGCAGAAAUUAGCAGUCCAGCAAACACUGGUUAUGUGACACCUCAUAUUCAGCCGACAUUUGAACUACCACUGCCUCCGGUGUCCAGCCUGAUCCCACAACCUCACAAGAAUAUGGCAAGGACUACAUAUGAAUUCUCUAGAGUGCGAUCUGCACAUGCAACAUUACCUGUUGGAUUUGAUGCCCGUGUGAAUCCUCCCUUGAAUCAGUUUUUGCAGCUUGAAAACAGGGUUGGCACUGAAGUCAACAAACAGGCAUCUUCUGAAUCUCCUUCAAAUACUACAGUCUCUAAUUCUGGUAUUGUAAUAAAGAACUACCAACCAGCCAAAGUUCCACCAAGAUUUGUGCCCAGACAGGCACUGGCAGCCUCAGGAGAGAGAGCAAAAGGUGAAACACUGACCCGCAAAAAGACAGAUAAGUUGGAUCAGGAUAUUAGAAGGAAUGCCUUUUGUCUUGGUGAGACUCAAGGUCCUGCUGUGGUCCCUCAGAGAAAGAGGCCUUUGCCAACGGCUGCACAACUGUCUGUGAAUGAGACAAUCAUGGAGAUUCGUAACAAGAUCUCCAGGGUCAUUACACAGAAUGUGAAGAAACAGGAGGACCCAGCGAGACCAAACUUGUGA